Messenger RNA from Papaver somniferum (opium poppy), 3442 nucleotides. RefSeq lists its product as uncharacterized. Bases 675 to 1298 code for a protein of 207 amino acids. Gene Ontology annotation, cellular component: chloroplast. The transcript has 2 exons. Lineage: Eukaryota; Viridiplantae; Streptophyta; Magnoliopsida; Ranunculales; Papaveraceae. Gene Ontology annotation, biological process: chloroplast organization; regulation of DNA-templated transcription. The record is from RefSeq and is a predicted model, not a curated record. Gene Ontology annotation, molecular function: double-stranded DNA binding.
CAACCGAGUGAACAGGAACCAGGCCAGUUCUCCCCAAAAUCUGUAAGUGCGAUUCUGAAACCCUAGUUUAUUUUCCAAUUCUUGCAAUGUUUCGUUCUGUAUGCAAUACAUUUGUUCGGAAUAGGAUAAUUAAUGGAGGAGAUCUUAAACCCCUUUCUCUAUGCUCACAUCUUAUAUCACAAAACCCUUAUUUUAUCAAAAUUAGAUUUAUUUCAUCUUCAAUUAGUUCAAUAGACCAACCCAAUUCUUCUUGUUCUUCAUUUGUAGUUUCUUACUUGAUGAGUUGAUGUGGGUUAACUGAAAAACAAGCUAUCUCUGCUUCUAAGAAACUUAAUUUCAAAACCACAUCUAGACCAGACUCUGUUGUUACCUUCUUUCAAGAUUACGGGUUCACUAAACCCGACAUCUCCAAAAUCAUUACCAAAGUGCCAGUCAUCCUUUUAUCUGAUUCUCAUAAAACCCUUAAACCCAAACUUGAUUAUUUCAAUUCUAAAGAGAUCUCUAGACUUGAAGUCGUCAAGGUCUUAUCUACCAACCCUGAAAUUCUAAAAAUAAGUUUAGAAAACCAAAUCAUUCCUGUUUUCAAUUUCCUCAAGAAAGUAGUUGGUACUGACAGAUACGUGUUAGCCAUUUUCCAACGCUCAAGAUUUCCUCUAGAACUAAUUGAGAAAGCAAUGAUCAACAUACAGGCUUUGAGAAAUGAAGGUGUCCCUCAAUCAAGGAUUGUUAAGUUUCUAAUCAGCAGACCCUCGACACUAAUAAUAAGCACUGUUAAAUUCAAGGACAUUGUACAUGAGGUUAAGGGUAUGGGUUUUGAUCAUUACAAAAAUACAUUUCUUAUUGCUAUUAUAGCAAUCACAGCGAUGACAAAAUCAACAUGGGAAUCAAAACUGAACGCUUACAGAAAAUGGGGUUGGUCAGAAGACGAAAUUCUAAAUGCUUUUAAGAUUCAUCCUGCAUGUAUGACGUUCUCUGAGAAGAAGAUAUCAACAACAACGGAUUACCUUGUGAAUCAAAUGGGUGUUAGUUCAUUGCUUAUUGCUAAAUGCCCAGUGAUUUUGAGUUAUAGCUUGGAGAAGAGGAUUAUACCAAGGAUUUCUGUUCACCGAAUUUUAACAGAUAAAGGUCUAAUGAAGGAUAAAAUUUCAUUGUAUACAAUUUUGCAAAUGGGUAGGGAGUCUUUCUUAGACAAGUUCAUCAUCAAGUUUGAGCAACAAGCUCCUGAGCUAUUGAAGGUACUGCGCUUUAUGUCUCCUUCAGGUCAAAGAACUCUCAUGAGAAUUUGUUGGCUCAUGUAGAUGUAAUAGCACAAACAUACAAAGAUUUGUCAAAAUUUCUCUGGAAAAGGUAUUUUCCUCUUUAAAUUUCCUCCAUGCUAUGAUCAUCAUUGCAAAAUUCUAACUCACUUGGAGCACUCACAAAUUCAAAAGGUAUCGGAUUGCAUAAUGCAAGCUUUUUUCACAUAUCCAGUGUUAUCACUGUUUGGGAGCUUGCCCAUGACAUAUUGUCCCUGUCUCUACUAGGAUAGCUUAAAAUAGUAGUCUUUGUAUCUCCUAGUAUCAGCCCAAUAGUAAGAAAACUGAGGGUAUUUCUUUAAUUAUGCAAUUUGGUUUUCCAUGAUAUGCUGGAGUAGCAUUAAGAAGACUCGCAAGCGGCUUCAAUGCAACAGAAACUGGUCUGACAUCAUGGCGUAGUUUGUAGGUUCCACCGCAAGGCAUCGAGCACAGAGGAAGGCAGUCUGGUAGGAGAUGUUGCUGCAGUACUAUGGGCUCCAAAAUUAAAGCCAGAAAGCAUGGAAUUGGAAUAAGAAGCUUUGAAGCUAACGAAACUGUUAAUAUAGAAUGAGAAAGGAUCUGACAGAUCUCUCAUAUAACCACUAGUAGGUUAUAUUAGUAUGUUUGGACUUUUAGUUUGUAUUCCCUCCAGUCACAAUGGUAUUAGCAAACUAGUUUGCGCUAGCUACUCUACCAGAGGUCCGUAAUUUAGUAAAUGAUGGUACACAUCAUGCCUGAAACCAACAUUUUGCCCGAGUAUGUACCAAAAACAGGUGUUAAAACUUAAUAUACUUUAUCAUUAAGUUGUGUCAUGAUAUUUCUCUGCUUUGGCACAAUAUUUCUCUGAUGCGUAAUGCUAUCAAGUAUCUAUAGUGGAAGAAUAUCCCACCAAAAACCAUUGUAUGCCCUUAACUGUUCAUGUAUGCCCUUAACUGUUCAUGUAUGUUCUUGUCAUUAGUUUUAAUGUGUGAAGAUCAUAAGGAACACUGAAUCUCGGGUUGUCUGACUAGUGAAAUUAUUGGAAGUUGGUGCCGUUUCAGAUGUUAAUAUGGCUUGAGUUGUUUAAGAUAUCAGUCCAUUAUUGUUCAAUAUUUUCCUUAUCAGCUAUGCAAGUGAAAUUGCAUUUCUUACCCGAUACAUUUUCUUGAAACAUUCCUUACCUGAUACAUGUUUUUUUUUGUUCUUGGAACUAGAAUUUAUGCAAGAUUUCUUUAACUUAACAUUUUCUUAAUGAAGAAUACAGAGAGGGAGUUAUGCUGAUACUUACAGGGCAUCUAGUAAGCUAAUAGGAAUAGGUGUGUUCUGUGCAAUAUUGAGCUAGGACAACAAUAUUGAAUAUGAUAGCUUUAAAAUGAGUUCUAAGGUAAAAAGUUUUCAAGUAUCUUUGGAGGAAGAAUAUCCCACCAAAAGCACUGGUCUUUCUCUGGUUUGCUGUGUAAAAUGCUGUACAGACAGUGGAUGACCUCAUUAAGAGGGGUUGUGAGAUUACUGAAGUUAUUUGCUGUGUAUGCAACAAUAGCUUGGAAAAUGUGGAUCACCUGCUUUUGCAAUGCCCUUUCUUGAAGAGAAUUUUGGGAAUAUCAGAUCAAAGUUGGAUUCAACUUGAGUAAACAAAAACUCUGUUCAAACCGAAGGCUGACAGGUUUUUAAGGGGAAGCAACUAGCGAAGAAGAUAUGGCCGCUGCUCCCAUUUGCAGUGGUAUGGGCAAUCUGGUAUGAAAGAAACCGAAUAGUGAUGGGGAAGAAAUGAGGAAGAAGUUUGGAUGAGAUCAUCAUUGAAAUUAAAAGGUGGUUAUUUCAAUGGGGUAGUCCACAGCUGGUUCAAAAUUUUCACUUUUAGGUAUUAAUUUUGAAUUGGGAGGCACAUGAAUCGUAACUAAUUUCAUUUUGAACUGAACUUUGGGCCUGGGGCUGGGCUCUAUGGUGGUCAAAGUUUUUAUCAGGAAACAGAUCGUGAAGUCUCCUUCUACAUCUAGCAGCAAAGGUGAGCUCAGCGGCUGGUGGUGACAUUAAAAUUAAGAACUCUUUUUAGUGCUAUUUUAUGAAGCUGUGUAAAAUGUAAGUAGUGCAAUGUCAAUUUCUUACAUUGGAAGGGCGAAAAAGAUUCUGUAACAAAAGCAUAAAGCAUGGCAGAGCUGCUUAGACCACCCAGUAUUUUUCUGUUACAA